Molecule: messenger RNA, 1029 nt
Organism: Ceraceosorus guamensis
Lineage: Eukaryota; Fungi; Basidiomycota; Exobasidiomycetes; Ceraceosorales; Ceraceosoraceae
Product: mitochondrial glyco protein
Exons: 4
Coding region: 1-807 (268 amino acids)
Biological process (GO): cytosolic ribosome assembly
Cellular component (GO): mitochondrial matrix
Source: RefSeq, a predicted model, not a curated record
AUGAUUCGCUCAACCCUUGCAAGAUCUUUGAAAGCGGCCUGCGUGGCUCAGCCUCGUCUGUCCGCCUCUCGCAUCGCACCUUCGCGAGCUCUGCCCUGCAUCGCACCAACUUCCACCGUGAGGUUCUUGCAAGCGAGCGCCGUAGCUCGCGGUUCCGGCUCUACAGAUAGCGAGCUCUCUUCUCGACUUGCGCAAGAGAUCACCUACGAGCGCGAGUCUGCAGCCGCAGGAAGCGAGGGUGAAGGCUCAGAGUCAGCUUCUGAAGAGCCGGAAUUCGUCAAGGAUUUCAAAGCUGCUGGCGUUUGGCGCAUUCAGGACGUGGCUGGAUCGGACGAGAUCGCUCUUACUAGAGAGUACGGCAAUGAACAUAUUCGUGUCCUCUUUAGCAUCGGUGACAUCGACACGAGCGAGAAUGAUUUUGAGGAGGAGGAAGGAAGCGAGGAGGAACAGGAAGCUGGUUUCCCCGUGCGAUGCGCCAUUACAAUCUCCAAGGAGGGCAAGGGUGCUCUAACCCUCGACGCUCAGGCGGAGGAUGGACAAUUCACGGUGGAGAAUAUCAGCUACUACAAGGACGCCAAGCUGGCCACCGACCUCUCUGCCGACGCAGACUGGGCCAGGCGUGGAUUGUACAUUGGACCUCAGUUCGAGACGUUGGAUGAGAAUGUCCAGGCUCAAUUUGAGGCAUUCUUAAACGAGCGCGGCAUCGACUCUGAUCUCGCCCGCUUCGUGCCCGACUUUGCUGAGCUGAAGGAGCAGAAAGAGUACUGCUCUUGGCUGGAGAACGUCAAGGCUUUUGUAGAUGCUUGAUGUGAUGGCGCUUUGAUGUGAAAGCCAAGGUGGAUACGCGAUUCGCAAUGAAAGUGCAGAUUCAAGCGGGUCUCGAGAUACGGAGCCUACGCAAGAUUCGGUUCGGAUCGCUCUGGCAUUCAUCAACCACUUCUCAUUACAAUGGCUGAAUGACCCUUUGUCGACGUUUUGUUUGAAACCAAGUCUGAACGUGUGUGUGACAUGUGGCCCGCAGGGUCAUCC